Molecule: messenger RNA, 814 nt
Organism: Eruca vesicaria subsp. sativa (arugula)
Lineage: Eukaryota; Viridiplantae; Streptophyta; Magnoliopsida; Brassicales; Brassicaceae
Source: the annotation of a GenBank genome assembly
AAUAGAUAAUAGUUUUUUAACCUAAAGGGUGGUUUCUAUAAGUUUGCAUCGGCACAUAAAAGCAAGAGAUAGAAAGAGAAGAGUAGCUCUCAUCAUCAUUAUCAUCAAAAUAAAUCAUGGCGUAUGGAGACAGCAGAUCAGGACCGUCCAUCUUGGAUUCAUUCUCGCUCUCGCCUCUACCGUACCCGGUCCUUUUAAUCCUAGCUGUGGCUUCGGUGUUCCUAAUGACAUCAUGGUACAUGAGCUUCGAAGAUGCAGCAGAAUCCGCGGGUGAGCAGAUGAAUUUUGCUCUUCUUUUGAUCCCUCUGCUUCUCAUAAUCUUGGUCAAGUGGUUAUCCACCGUGGAGAACCCAGACGCGUUUCUAGGGAUGUUUUCAAACCGUCGUCAAACAUACCAGAGUCCCAACUCCGGGAGUGAAGGUGGAAGCUCGCCGUGGGGAGUGGCAGCCAUUAUCGUUCUGUUGCUUGUUCUGCUUCAGUAUCAGUCAAGUUUCUUGGAGAUGUGGUUUGGUUGAUUUUAGCUUGUAGCUCUUUUUCUAUCUUUUUAAUGUUUUCGCGUUUAUUUCAGUGUAAUAUCAAAAGUAAUUUCAGAACUUUAUUUUUGUUUGGUUUAUCUUUGUUGCUGCUGAUGACAUAACUUACUACGAGGUCGAAGAUCUCGUGACUUGUGUUAUCCGAUCUCUUCUUCUCUCUUGUUUACACGUGGUACCGUCUGAUUAACGUCACCAGGUGCUGUAAAAUGUAAAUAAGCAUUUACACCAACUCACGAGAGUUUUUCGAUUUUGUAAAAAGUAGUUAAGUAAUAAAAUAAUAC